UUUGCCGUCGGGACGCUUAUACGAACGACUUUGCCACCACUGAAAGGCGGCUCAGCACGCGGGUUUCAACACUGAAAUUUUCGACGGUCAGUGCAUCGACGAACAAAAAAGAGAAUCUUUAAAGAUGUCUUCUUCCGUGGCGAGGACUUCCAAAUAUUCAUAUCGUUCCAGUGGAGCGGCUGGUGGUGCUGCUGACGUCAGUAUCGAGUACAGCGCUGAUCUGACAGCCCUUUCUAGGCUCGAGGAUAAAAUUCGUCUUCUUCAAGAUGAUCUCGAAAUCGAAAGAGAACUUAGAUCCAGAAUUGAACGAGAAAAAGCAGAUUUGAGUGUCCAAGUUAUUCAGUUAUCCGAACGUUUAGAAGAAGCAGAAGGAGGAGCUGAGAGUCAGUUUGAAAUCAACAAAAAACGUGACACAGAAUUGCUGAAACUUCGUAAGCUCUUAGAAGAUGUCCACAUAGAAUCCGAGGAAACUGCAGCUAUUUUGAAAAGGAAACACCAAGAAAUUGUUGUAGACUUCCAGGAACAAAUUGAUUCAUUAGCCAAAGCUAAAUCAAGAGCGGAGAAGGAAAAAAGCAAAUUCCAAAGUGAAGUUUACGAACUUCUUUCUCAAGUAGAAAGCCUGAACAAGGAACGUUUAAUAUCUGUCAAACACGUAGAAAAAUUAGAAAUUACUAUCUCUGAACUCAAUAUUAGAAUCGAAGAACUGAACCGCACUAUCGUCGAUAUCACCUCUCACAAAACCCGUCUCUCCCAAGAAAAUAUCGAACUAACCAAAGAAGUUCAAGACAUCAAGGUCAAUCUCGAGAACGCCAUCUACUUGAAAUCGCAACUUGCUGGCCAACUAGAAGAUGCUCGCCGUCGUGCUGAAGACGACGAAAGAAGGCGUUCCAUUCUGGAAGCCAAUUUGCACCAGGUUGAAGUGGAACUUGAAUCUGUAAGAGUUCAACUUGAAGAAGAAAGUGAAGCCCGUCUUGAUCUAGAACGACAACUAGUAAAAUCCCAAGGAGAAGUGCAAAUAUGGAGAUCGAAAUACGAAACCGAAGCUGCUGCUCGUGCCGAAGAAGUGGAAGAGCUUCGUCGCAAAUACAGCAUCAGGAUUCAGGAACUGGAGGAACACAUCGAAGCUCUUUCCGUCAAAGUCAACAACUUGGAGAAACAGAAAUCUCGUCUCCAAUCUGAGGUAGAAGUUCUGAUCAUCGACUUGGAAAAGGCUAACAAUACUGCUAGAGAAUUGCAGAAACGUGUAGAACAAGUAGAAAGGAUCAACAUUGAUCUGAAAACUCGUCUUGAUGAAACCGUUCAAUUGUACGAGCAAAGCCAACGUGACCUUCGCAACAAAGUUACUGAACUGCAAAGAACUGUUCAUGAGCUGGAUAAGACUAGGGAACAAAAAGAUCAACUUGCACGCGAGAACAAAAAAUUGGCAGAUGAUCUCUCUGAUGCCAAGAACACCAUCAGCGAAUUCACUCGCCGCAUUCACGAAAUGGAUUUGGAACUUCGUCGUUUGGAAAAUGAGCGCGAAGAACUUACCGCUGCCUACAAAGAAGCAGAAGCUGGACGUAAAGCAGAAGAACAGCGUGGACAACGUCUCUCUGCUGAGCUGGCUCAAUUCCGCCACGAAGCUGAAAAACGUCUCCAAGAAAAAGAUGAAGAAAUUGAAGCUAUUCGUAAAGCCACCAGUAUUGAAAUUGAACAGCUCAAUGCCCGUGUUGUUGAAGCCGAAACUAGGCUCAAGACUGAAGUUACUCGCAUCAAGAAGAAGUUGCAAAUCCAAAUUACUGAACUUGAAAUGUCACUGGACAGUGCUAACAAGAUCAAUAUUGACCUUCAGAAGACCAUCAAGAAACAAUCCUUCCAGCUCACCGAAAUCCAAGCUCACUAUGACGACGUUCAACGACAACUCCAUGUCACAUUGGACCAACUCGCUGUGGCUCAAAGAAGAGUCCAAGCUCUCACUGCUGAAACCGAAGAAAUCAGGAGCAAUUACGAAUCUGCUCUCCGUGGAAAGAGACAAGCUGAACAAAUGUACGAGGAAGCCGGAACUCGCAUCAACGAACUUACGACAAUCAAUGUUAAUCUUUCCUCAUCUAAGAGUAAAAUUGAACAAGAACUUUCCGUUGUGGUUGCUGACUACGAUGAAAUCACUAAGGAACUUCGUAUUUCCGAUGAACGUUACCAACGUGUACAGGCUGAGUUGAAACACACAGUGGAAAUCCUCCAUGAAGAACAAGAAAGAGUUGUGAAGAUUGAAGCUAUCAAGAAGAGUUUGGAAAUUGAGGUGAAGAACUUGUCCGUCCGUCUUGAAGAAGUCGAAGCAAAUGCCAUCGUCGGUGGUAAACGAAUCAUCAGCAAACUGGAAUCUCGUAUUCGUGACAUCGAAUCAGAAUUAGAUGAAGAGAAGAGACGUCAUGCUGAAACCAUAAAGAUUUUGAGGAAGAAGGAACGCACUGUUAAGGAAGUAAUGAUUCAGUGUGAGGAAGACCAGAAGAACAUUGCUUUAUUGCAAGAAUCAUUGGACAAGGCAAACCAGAAGAUCACAUUGUUCAAGAGACAAUUACAAGAAGUGGAGGGUGUAUCCAGUCAGAGUGUAACCCGCGUGCGUCGCUUCCAGAGAGAAUUGGAAGCUGCUGAGGACCGCGCUGAAACUGCCGAAAGCAAUCUUUCCCUCAUCCGAGCCAAGCACCGCACUUUCGUUACUACAAGCUCUGUACCUGGCUCACAAGUUUACCUGGUCCAGGAGAGUCGAACAACCGAAAUGUAAUCAAGCGUCACACGAAAUAUUGAUAUUUAAGUUUUACUGGAUGUUACUUGCUGACUCCAACUUAUUGAAAAUAGGCUGUACUGACUACUGAUCCAAGUAAAGUUGUUUGAAUAGUUAAUACCAAUAAUGUAUGUAGUAACAUCCUAUUAACUAAGUUGUGUCUCAUAUCAUUUUAUCAUUUUUAUUUGGCAUAUACUGUUCUCGAAUAAAUGAAUAAAUAAAUUGGAAUUUCAA
Messenger RNA from Leptinotarsa decemlineata (Colorado potato beetle), 2995 nucleotides. It is a transcript of the gene Prm, whose product is annotated as Paramyosin. Gene Ontology annotation, cellular component: bicellular tight junction; myosin complex. The record is from RefSeq and is a predicted model, not a curated record. Lineage: Eukaryota; Metazoa; Arthropoda; Insecta; Coleoptera; Chrysomelidae.